This is a messenger RNA of Rotaria socialis, 2700 nucleotides long. NCBI's taxonomy places the organism in Eukaryota, Metazoa, Rotifera, Eurotatoria, Philodinida, Philodinidae. The record is from the annotation of a GenBank genome assembly.
AUGAUCUUGUACGUAGCAGAUUCAUUUCGUGAACAACAACCAAUAUUUCUUCCGGAUCCAAUAGAAAUCUGUGAAACACAACCAUUGCCAUAUCGAGACGAAGAAAACGAAAUAAUAAAAGCCUUCGAUAAUAUCUUACCAAUUGACUAUCGCGAAUGGGAAAAUUCCAUUGUAUAUCAUUCGAAUGCCAUUACUCUCUUGAAAACAGAAGAAACAGGUUGGAUACCAACACGUGAAUGUCAAACACUAGCUACAUAUCAAAAAGAAAUACUAGGGCGUAAUGUUGAUUUUAUUGAAAAUAUUCGAUAUGAUGACCAUGAUCGUGCUAUGAAUUGGUAUUCAAUAUUUCCUUUUACUGAUGCCGUCAUAUUAAAAAAUUUAAUGGAUUACAAGAAUUUUCAAUUCGAUUUAAACCAUAAAGCAAAAUAUAUUAAUCCACAACAGGACCCCACGGUAACAGAAGUACCAAUGGAACCUCGUGUAACUGCUAUUCGCAAAGAAAAACUACCAACACAUUCAAAGAGUAAUUCUUUAAAAAGCAAUAAAGAACGUCGUUUACGUCGUACGCGCAAUGUUCUUGCUCGUGCAGGUUUGACUAGUAUUCUACCUGAUGUUCAUGAUGAGCAUCAACAUCAUUCUCAUGAUAAGAAUACAGAGGAUAUUAAAGUUAAACCUGUUAGUUUUUGGAAUUUAAGUAAUGAUUUUUAUUAUGACUUUAACAAUGAAGAAGAGACUCUAUCGAAACGACGAAUCAAUUCUUCACAAAAUCUUGACUUUAUAUUCUAUCCAAUAUUUCGUACAAUCAAUGAAUUACGUUAUUUUCAUCGUCCACUACUCACCUUACCAAACUAUCAUAAAUCUUGGUUGUGUAUUGAAUUAUCGAGUAUUGACAAUUCCAAGAAAUCGAUUCGAACUAAAUCCGAUUUAACAGCUCGAUAUGGUGAAAUACUUUUAUUUGAAUACAGUGAACAAUAUCCAGUACUACUAAAUGAAAUUGGAAUGUUUGGCAAGAUUCGAACCUACCUACGACCGCAAUAUUUUAAAGCUCAUACAACAGCAUUUGAAGUUGAUUAUGGUGAAUUAAUCUAUACGCAUGCAUCACCAUUUCUCUGGCCAAUACCGCGAGGUUUAAACAUUCAAACAAUGGAAAACAACAUGUUCAUUGCGCCAAUCUAUCGUCAAACGUCUUUAAGAAAUGAGUUUUUAAUUGUAUUUAACCGGAAAAACGGUUUUUCUAUUCGAAAUAUUGAUAAUAUUUUCAUUACCGGACAACAAUGUCCACUAAUGGAAGUUCCUAUACCACAAUCGAAACGUGUGAAUUUAUUUCAACGUGAUCUAUUACAAAUUUAUAUUUAUCGAUUGUUUCUACACAGUAAUGAAAUACCACGUCGAAUUCGUAUUGAUGAUAUCAAACGAGUAUUUCCACGUUUGGCUGAAUCAUCGAUUCGAAAACGAUUAAAGACAAGUGCAAAUUUUCGAAGAACUGACGACUGCAAUUCAUGGAUUUUGCGAGAUGAUUUUCGAUUACCAACAGAAGAUGAAAUAUGUGAAUUAAUAAAACCGGAAUUUUGCUGUGCAUAUGCAUCCAUGGCUGCAGCUGAACAACGUUUGAAGGAUGUUGGCUUUUGCGAGAAAUAUAAUAUGAGUUUUGAGGAUGAUGAACAAUCUAAUUACUCACCUGAACUUAACGAUGAAAUUUUACAAGCACCUUGGAAUACAACACGUGCAUAUCUUGGUGCAAUAAGAGGCAAAUAUUUGAUGCAAGUGUUUGGUAUCGGAGCUAAGACAAUACAUAAAACUAAAAUAAACAAUGAUUUAAAACAUCUACGUCGAGCUGUAACAGGUACAGACGCAGAUCUUCGCCGUUUACAAUUGAAAGAUGCAAGAAAAUUACUACUCAAAUUCAAUAUAUCUGAAAAAGUUAUUCAAUCGUUAACUCGCUGGGAAAUAGUCGAUUUAGUUAGAACAUUAUCUACACAACAAGCAAAAGAAGGCAUUGGCGGCGGAAUGGUUAAAUUUGCUCGUGGUGUCAAACAUUUGCAAGCUCAACAAUUUGAAAGUUAUAAAGAUAAUUGCCUGAGACAAUUCGAAUAUCAAAAUCGUCUUUUCACGUCUAAAGAUGAAGAAACAACCGACGAAGAUUCAUCAGACGAAUCCGAUGAAAAUACUCAACUACUUGAUGAAAUGAGUCAAACAUUAGAAAAUCUCUUACGACAAAAUAAAACCAUGAAUACGCCAACAUCGCUUUCAAACGAACGUCCAAAAAUGUUGCAUCUUAUUCGAACCUAUGUCGAUAAUCAAGGUCAAUCUUACCAGCGCGAAGAAUUUGUUCGUAAUAAUGAUUCACUCAUUCAAGCAUACAUUAAAAUUCGUCAAAGCAAAAGCGACCAAUUUAUUAAAGCUUAUUAUACAUUGGAUGAAACUGAACGUGAAACAUUAAAACGAGAACGUCGUCGUCUUCAAGAGCAACUUCGUCGAGUCAAACGAAAUGAAGCACGUUACAAUCAAUAUGAAAAGCAACAAAUAUUAUUACAAAUACAACAACAAAAUCUAGCAUUAAUUCAAUCAUCUGAAGCGUCCAAAUUAGCACGAUUACCAUCAUCAUCUUCGACUAAUUUAAAACAUUCGAAUAGUAUUCUUUCUAAUUUACAACUAAGUACGAGUGAAGACGAUGAUCAAUCUUCCUCAUCAGUAUCUUGA